Molecule: messenger RNA, 724 nt
Organism: Guyanagaster necrorhizus
Lineage: Eukaryota; Fungi; Basidiomycota; Agaricomycetes; Agaricales; Physalacriaceae
Exons: 5
Coding region: 17-652 (211 amino acids)
Biological process (GO): ubiquinone biosynthetic process
Cellular component (GO): mitochondrial inner membrane
Molecular function (GO): lipid binding
Source: RefSeq, a predicted model, not a curated record
CCGGUCUCCCUUCGCGAUGUCAAGGACACAGCUACUUCAGUUGGCUACCAACUUGGUCAAUACACAUGGAUUCACCCGAAAGGCUUUGGCGGAGUCAGUCCUCUCUCUUCCUCCCGGGCAGGCGCAUCCAGAACCUCUUUCUGACACUGCUGUGUCUGCAUUAUUCGGGAUUGGAGACGACGCAAGACGCACUCUUAUUCAUGCUUGGCUUGACCAAGGUGUACGGCAUAUGGGAACUGUACCAUCACCGACUCUGAAAAGCGUUUUGCAUGCCAGACUUCGGUACAAUGAGCCAAUGUUGCAGCAUCUGCCAGAGGCUUUUGCGCUAUUGGCCUCUCCAAACUCUGGUGUUUCCCUUCUCGAUCCUAUUCCUAUCCUCAAACAUUCCUCAAGGAUUGCAGACGAGUCUUGUUACAUAUCCGGCGAUACGUCCGUGCAGUUCUCUUGGUAUGUUCGCAGGGCUUCUAUCGCAGGAAUAUAUGGCGCUUCAGAACUUCAUCAGUUGACGUCACCAUCGACGGCAUAUAGUUUUUUGGACAACCUGUUCGAUACCGCCAAUAACUUCGGGACAUCUUUGGAGGAACUCGGUUUAUUUUCUUCCUACGUUUUCAAAAGCUGGAAGGGCAUCUUCAAAAGUAAAGGAAUCGUGUAAUCAGUACCUGCUAUAUUCACGCAUACAUGUACGAAUCAUCUGACAUUCGUACGAUUAUUGCGAUAGAUCGUC